Cordyceps militaris CM01 is the source of this 4182-nucleotide messenger RNA. RefSeq names its product C2 domain containing protein. The transcript has a single exon. The record is from RefSeq and is a predicted model, not a curated record. Lineage: Eukaryota; Fungi; Ascomycota; Sordariomycetes; Hypocreales; Cordycipitaceae. Bases 1 to 4182 code for a protein of 1393 amino acids.
AUGUCCCAGGAUUUUCGAAGGUCCUCGGUCGGCCGUCGCCUCAAGAACAGUAGCAGGGACUCGGGACGCCGCAUCCACGCAAAGUCCAAGUCAACCAUUGUCCUCGUCGAGCAUGACGAAGCCCGCAGCUUCGCUCUACGAACCGCCUACCUCCACUACCUCCUCCAGCCCAAAACGAAGCGAAAACAAUACGUCGCCGCCCCCAAGCCUCCCGCUCGCACACACACCAGCGUUGGCCAACUCGUACAGGAAUACGUGUCUGGCAGCGCGUCUACCCUCAAACUCCCCAGCAAUUUUCCCGCCGCCCUUCUAGACCGUGUUGGCGGCGUUUUGAGAGGUUCUGAGCGCUUGCCCGGCUUCAACGAUGCUGCCGUCAAGCGCAGCUUUGCAGAGGCCUAUACCGCCUUCUCUGAAAAAACCUUUCGCAAGAAUAUUGAAAAAGAACGCAAAUUCGAGCCCUUGGUUCUCAUAUUCUACUCAUCAGCCACUAAAGCUGCCCAGAAAGGUCGCGCCCCCGACGAUGACUCCUGGAAGCUUCUGCCCGAUCGUCAUUUGGCAAUGUUUGUCCGCCUCGCUGCCACCAUCCUCCGAGACCAGGGCCAUGAACGCGACAAGUCUGAAUUGCUCAACAGACUAAUCUCUCUGGAAAAUAAGCUCCUCACAAACGAUCAGGACCUCGUCAGCUCCGGUUCCGAUUCUGCAGGCACCACUAUCGAAGUUGUUGUCCCUCUGAGUUAUGAUGUAAAGGACAUGCCCAUGGUCCAAAUAGUUGCUGGCAUAUUUGGCCUCAGUCUCUCAGAGGUGCAAGCUGAAGUCAAUGAAAAGCGCAGCGUUUGGACUGAGGAAGCAGCUCUGAGAGACCUCAAGACAUAUCAGCAGCGCCUGACUUCCAACGGAUCCGGUGCUCUACGCAACGACGACUUUGAUGUUGAGGAAUCAUUUACUGAGUGGCAAAAGUCUGAAGCCCACUUUCUCUCCCAGUUGAUGCUGGAAAUCCUGACCGCGAAACCGGAACUUGCAAAAUCCUCCUCAUCUAGCGAUAAAACUCUGCCCAGUCGCCCACAAUCCAUGUACGCCGAGAACCAAGCCUAUGCCGACCUCAGUCGCGCCAUCUCCUCAAUAGAUACUUCUCUUGGAUUCGAUCCCUUGGCAUCUAUAUCCAGCAUUUCCAGCGACGCAAACAGUAUUCGGACUGUCGAAGAGAGUGGCCUGUACACGUUUAUUCCACCUGACCCGCGCGCGUUUUAUAAAUAUAUUCUCCAGCACGCCGUCGCAUUUGACCAGCUGCAUGCGGACCCUGCAAUCGACUACCAACCCCUCUCGAAACAAUCUAUAGACCUGAUGACGGAGCUUUGUGUGCGUUGGCGAUUACCUCACGCCUCGCGGUUAAUCGCUCUGCUCGAAGUUGCGGCGCGUAAGUUCCUGGAUCAGGAGAUUGUGCCCGAGGAGCUCGAUACCAUACUUGACGUUGUCAAAACCCCCCAGCCAGAGCCCAAGAAGGCGCCAUAUAUACAAAAUUACUCAUCACCUUUGACCGACAUACCACCGAGCAAAUGGACCAUCCAUGACUUUGCCGUCUAUCAAAGCACGUUUCAUUCCAUUCACGACGCUAUAUUACGAGAACUUUACGAUAUCAUGGCCCAAUGUUACGAUAGCAAGCCCCCGAACAUCGGUGCUGUCAUGUUCAUCCUCGAAAAUCACAUUUACAAGGACGAGAUAUUCACGCCGAGAGCAGAAGCAGUCACCGAAUUCACCGAAUAUCUGACUACUGCCCUACGGAACAAGGCGGUCGAGGUAUACCGCGAAAAUAUGCGCAAAGAGAUUCCAGUCGUCAAGGAAAAGUGGGAGUUUGCACAUGUUGUGAAGCUUGGCAAGACCAUCACAAAGCUUUGUGACCGCAUCCGUAAGAGGUACAAGAACAACCAAACUAUCAUGGGCAUGGAUCCUUUUGCAAUCUUGGUAGAAGAAGUUUUCCCGAAUUUUGAGAGCGAUGCUGGCGCGAUUCUCGAAUCAAUUCUUGGACAAGCAAAGGUUAGUGGUGAAGACAUUGACAUUGAAGAUGGGUUCGAGCUUUACAAGGAGCUUGUUGCUAUUCGCCGCAUCCACCAUGAAUAUCUCCCCAACAAAGCAUUCACUUUUAAUAUCGAAAAUUUGCUUGUCGAUUUUGUCUGGCGGUGGAUUCGCUCUGCCGAGGGCAAGAUGUCCGACUACGUCGACCAGGCAAUCAAACAAGACCAAUUCCAAGUCCGCACCGAGCAUGGGCAUGAUACUGAGCAGCAUUGCAUUGCGCGCGACUCAGAGAGACAUAGCGUGUCUGUUAUUGAUCUGUUCAUGCUAUUCAAUCAGACGGUUGACCAGGUGUUUAAGCUGGAGUGGGACAACGAUGAACACCAUGCUCGUUUCAUGACGGCGCUCGCCCGUAGCUUCUCCGCAGGCUUAGGCCGCUACUGCGAAGUGCUUGAGCAGAGAUUCGCCAAGGAAAUGGAUCGCCCAUCGGCCGAGCAGAUUGCGAUGCAGACCAAGUCGGCCCAAGAAAAAUGGGUGCAAUACGCCAAGGAUGCCUGGAACAACAAAGAAAAGGCGGAACCGUUCCAGUUCUUUGCCGAGUCCUUUGUUAAACUAAACAAUAUUGAGUAUGCUAUGCAGGAACUCGACAAGCUGGAAAGGAGCAUGAACUCGGAUGCUUGUGCCGAAUUGCUGGAAAAGAUUGAUGGCCCUAAGAAGCAGACACGAAGACCAAGCAAGUAUACAUUCACCAUUAAGGUUGUUGAAGCAGAGGACCUCAAGGCUUGCGAUCCAAACGGGUACAGUGACCCGUAUGUCGUCUUUGGGGACGAGUAUCAGAAGCGUCUGUACAAGACACGCAUCAUCUACAGGAACCUCAACCCACGCUGGGAUGAGUCGUUUGAGUUUACUGUGCAAGGUCCGGUGAAUCUCAUUGCCACGGUUUGGGAUCACGAUACAUUUGGAGACCACGAUUAUGUUGGCCGGACGUCGUUGAAGAUCGACCCGGCCCAUUUUGGUGACUACCUCCCGCGAGAAUUUUGGCUGGACCUGGACUCGCAAGGCCGAAUGCUUAUCCGCGUAAGCAUGGAAGGGGAGCGCGACGAUAUUCAGUUCCACUUUGGCAAGGCUUUCCGCCACCUCAAACGAGCCGAGCGAGACAUGGUGCGCAAAAUUACUGACAAGGUAUGUUGUGUGAAACACUUUACGAAUGAAAACAUGCUAACAAAAGAAAAGCUCACAAGUCAAAUCAAUUCGACGCUAUCUAUUGAAACGCUACGGGGCCUCCUGGGAUUGAAUGGUCUUGGCUCGCAGGUUACUAACCUGUGGAAGAAGCGUACAUCGACGCUUCCAGCCGUGACGCCGGCGCAAAUCGAACAUGCUCUGUCGCCGUUAUUUACCUAUUUCGACGAAAACUUUGCCAUUAUGAAACAAACGCUGACGGAUGCGACAAUGAUUGCCGUCAUGACACGACUCUGGAAAGAAGUUCUCAUGACGAUUGAGAACCUUUUGGUUCCACCAGUCUCUGACAAGCCAUCCACGCAGAAAUCUCUAGGCAGAAGAGAACUCGACAUUGUCUACCACUGGCUCGAUCUCUUGUUCGGCUUCUUCAACGCCAAAGACGAGCAAUCUGGCGAGCAGCUCGGCGUCCCAGCCGAGGUGCUCAAGUCGCCUAAGUGGCACGAGCUAGCGUCGCUCAACUUCUUUUACUUUGAAGACAGUAACAGCCUCAUUCGGGAAUCGGAGCGCAUGGCCUCGGCCACGGCGCAGCGCACGCAGCAGGCGCUCGUGAGUAACCAGCAGACGAUGCGGCACUCUGCGCCGCCGGGCUUUGGCGCGGCGCUGGGCGGGGCGGGCGCCUUUGCCAGCAUGGGCACGAUUCGGCGCGGCAAGAGCAUCAUGAUGAGCCGCAAUCUCGGCACUAUGCGGAAGGCUAAGGAGGCAAAGCGCCGCGAGACCCAAGCCGACCCCAGCGACGAUAUGAUUCUUCGCAUCCUCCGCAUGCGCCCCGAGGCUGCCAACUACCUCAAGGAGCGCCACAGGCAAAAGGAGCGCCAGGCGGCGACGGCCGCCGCCGCUCUCAUUGUAAAGAAUUCGGUCACGGCGGGCUGGAAUACGGGACUAGGGGGGAGUGCGGCCGCGAGCCACUUUGGAAGGAUGAACUUGCCUAGGCGGUGA